Molecule: messenger RNA, 1339 nt
Organism: Onychostruthus taczanowskii (white-rumped snowfinch)
Lineage: Eukaryota; Metazoa; Chordata; Aves; Passeriformes; Passeridae
Product: coiled-coil and C2 domain-containing protein 1A-like
Exons: 9
Biological process (GO): regulation of transcription by RNA polymerase II
Cellular component (GO): nucleus
Molecular function (GO): RNA polymerase II cis-regulatory region sequence-specific DNA binding; DNA-binding transcription repressor activity, RNA polymerase II-specific
Source: RefSeq, a predicted model, not a curated record
CCUGCAGGAGCUGCAGAGGGAGGCCGUGCAGGCCCGACGCCGCGGGGACAACGCCACCGCCCUGGGCCACUUCAGGGAGGCCAAGAGGCUGGAGGCGCAGCUGGAGGCGCUGGGGCGAGGCCCUGCCGCCGAUCCCCAGGCUGAGGAGACGAGAGAUCCUCCAGGGAAGGAUCCACCAGGGAAGGAUCCUCCAGGGAAGGAUCCACCAGGGAAGGAUCCACCAGGGAAGGAUCCUCCAGGGAAGGAUCCACCAGCCAGGGAUCCAGCGGCCUCCAGCCCAGAGGCGCCCCGGGACGUGCGGGAGGCGCUGGAGCAGCGCAUGGAGCGGUACCGGGCGGCCGCGGGCCAGGCCCGGGCCAGCGGGGACGCCAGGAAGGCCAGGAUGCACGAGAGGAUCCUCAAGCAAUACGAGGCCGCCCUCCGUGCCCACAGCGCGGGCAGAGCCGUGGAUCUCUCGGAGCUGCCGGUGCCCCCGGGCUGCCCCCCCAUCCAGGGCACGGAGGGCUCAGCAGAGCCCAGCAUUUCUGGGAUGCUGGAGGCGGCCCUGAGGCUGACGGAGCAGCAGCAGCAGGAGGAGGAGGAGGAGGAGGAGGAAGAGGAGAGCACCAAGGUCCAGCCCAGCGCUGCCCCUGUGCCCCCUCCCAAACAACCCCCCCGGAAUUCCCAGCCGGCUCCCAAAGCUGCUGGAAAAGCCCAGCAGCAGCUGGCGUUCCUGGAGCUGCGGCGCCGGCAGCUGGCGCAGGCCGCGCUGCGCGCCAAGCGCCGCCAGGACCUGCAGGGAGCCAAGGCCCUGCUGCGCCGCGCCAAGGCCGUGCAGGGGCUGCUGGGGGCUGCCCGGGGGGGGCUGCCCGUGGACCUCGCCCAGGUGAGGGGCUGCAGGAGCCCCCGCGGGUCCGGUCACAGACCCCACCCCAAAUCCCACCCAAAUCCGGUCACAAACGCCACCCGAAUCCUGUCGCAAAUCCUGUCGCAAAUCCGGUCACAGACCCCACCCCAAAUCCUGUCACAAAUCCCACCCGAAAUCCUGUCACAAAUCCCGUCACAAAUCCCACCCAAAAUCCUGUUGCAAAUACCACCCAAAAUCCAUCCCAAAUCCCACCCAAAUCCUCUCACAAAUCCCAUCCAAAAUCCAUCCCAAGUCCCUCCUAAAUCCCAUCCUAAAUCCUCCCAGCAGCAGCUGGCGUUCCUGGAGCUGCGGCGCCGGCAGCUGGCGCAGGCCGCGCUGCGCGCCAAGCGCCGCCAGGACCUGCAGGGAGCCAAGGCCCUGCUGCGCCGCGCCAAGGCCGUGCAGGGGCUGCUGGGGGCUGCCCGGGGGGGGCUGCCCGUGGACCUCGCCCAG